Messenger RNA from Monopterus albus (swamp eel), 1650 nucleotides. It is a transcript of the gene chrna9a, whose product is annotated as cholinergic receptor, nicotinic, alpha 9a. Gene Ontology annotation, molecular function: transmembrane signaling receptor activity; acetylcholine-gated monoatomic cation-selective channel activity. NCBI's taxonomy places the organism in Eukaryota, Metazoa, Chordata, Actinopteri, Synbranchiformes, Synbranchidae. Gene Ontology annotation, biological process: monoatomic ion transmembrane transport. The record is from RefSeq and is a predicted model, not a curated record. Gene Ontology annotation, cellular component: postsynaptic membrane. The annotation marks the transcript as partial. The transcript has 6 exons.
GUACCCACCUUCUGUUUUGCUCUUGUCCCUUCAGUGUCACAUGGUGCCCAGGGUCUUUAUGCCCGCAAACUUUUGAAUGACCUGAUGAAGGACUACUCCAACGCUCUGAGACCUGUAGAGGACACAGACGAAGCCCUCAAUGUCUCCUUGCAGAUCACACUGUCACAGAUUAAAGAUAUGGAUGAGAGGAACCAGGUGCUAACCACAUAUCUGUGGAUUAGGCAAGUCUGGCAUGAUGCCUAUCUGAAAUGGGACAAAGUGGACUAUGAUGACAUAGAGAUGAUCAACAUACCUAGUGAACUGGUUUGGAAGCCGGACAUUGUCCUCUACAACAAAGCAGAUGAGGAGUCAUCAGGUCCUUCCACCACUAAUGUGAAGCUGCGUUAUAAUGGAGAGAUUGUCUGGGACUCCCCAGCCAUCACAAAGAGCACAUGUGUGGUAGACGUCUCUUACUUUCCUUUCGACUGGCAAAAAUGCAACCUUACCUUUGGCUCCUGGACUUACAAUGGCAACCAGGUGGACAUCACUUUGGGUAUGAACAGUGGUGACCUGUCUGACUUUGUGGAGAAUGUGGAAUGGGAGUGCCACGGCAUGCCUGCAUUUAGAAUCGUCAAGAUGUAUGGCUGCUGCUCUGACCCUUACACUGAAGUCACCUACACUUUGCACCUGAAGCGCCGCUCCUCUUUUUACAUCUUCAACCUAUUCCUGCCAUGCUUCCUCAUCUCGUUUCUAGCCCCGCUGGGUUUCUACCUGCCAGCCGACUCCGGGGAGAAGGUUUCCCUCGGGGUCACGGUGCUGUUGGCACUCACUGUUUUCCAGCUGUUGGUGGCUGAGAGCAUGCCUCCUGCAGAAAACAUGCCCUACAUAGGAAAGUACUACAUCGCCACCAUGACUAUGGUCACAGCCUCCACCUCUCUCACCAUUUUCAUCAUGAACAUUCACUUUUGUGGUGCUGAGGCCAAGCCAGUCCCUCACUGGGCUAAGGUGCUUAUUAUUGACUACAUGUCCAAAAUCUUCUUUGUCUAUGAGGUGGGGGAAAGCUGCACCACACCGAAGAGUGAGAAGACCCCGCUGUACCCUGAGGAACCCAUUCGGACCCAACAUUGCAAUAAAGGCUGCUACUAUGAUGACUGUUUUCACAGUGGCGUAUGCCAUCACAACAGUGACCCUCACAAGUACAGUGAUGGUCACAGCGUGCACCAUAACAAGCAUCACAAAAGCCAGGUGAAUCGCAAUGCCAGCAGCAGGAAGCCUCACUAUAACAACCAUACUUCCAGACUAGAGAGGGGUGAAGAAAAACGAGAGCGCACACAGCAUUUUCACCACAUCAGGCGGGAUGAAAUAGACUACCAGGCGCCUCCUCAUCCACAGAACCUCCAGCACCUGAAUGGGGCCUUGAAGGAGCCACUUCAUUACCCCUCAGAGAAAUAUCAAAUCCCAGCCUGCCCCUGCUGCUGUCCCUGCCUCCAACAUAAGCAGGUGGUGAAGAACAUCCAGUACAUAGCCAACUGCUUCCAUGAGCAAAGAGCUACCUGUGUUAAGGCAGCAGAGUGGAAGAAGGUUGCCAAGGUGCUGGAUAGGUUUUUUAUGUGGAUCUUCUUUGUCAUGGUUUUCCUGAUGAGCAUCCUCAUCAUUGCCAAGGCAACCUGA